Molecule: messenger RNA, 639 nt
Organism: Papaver somniferum (opium poppy)
Lineage: Eukaryota; Viridiplantae; Streptophyta; Magnoliopsida; Ranunculales; Papaveraceae
Exons: 2
Coding region: 35-622 (195 amino acids)
Source: RefSeq, a predicted model, not a curated record
ACAGCGAGAAGAAGAACGUGUUCAUCAGUUCUUGAUGGGUCUUGAUGAUGCUAUAUAUGGGACUGUUCGUUCUCAUAUAAUUGCUCAAGAUCCUCUUCCAUCACUCAGUCGUGUAUAUGCAUUGGUGGUGCAGGAGGAAAGACACCAUACUAUUGCUAGGACACGUGAUGUACGUGUGGAAGCUGUGGGAUUUGCAGUACAAGCUCCAAAGGCGACAAAGGGACCUACUUCUAGGAUGUCCAUAACAUCUGUAGAUAAACCAACUUGUAAGAACUGUGGUAAAUCUGGUCAUGAAACGGUAAAUUAUUUCAAACUCGUUGGUUAUCCAGAUUGGUGGCUAGAAAAACAUGGUAAAGGAAAUGGAGGGCGUGCGUAUCAAGGAUCAAAUAACAGCCAAGGAAAGACACGUUUUGCUGUUGCUAAUGCCACUAUUUUUCCAACCAGUGGUGGUGAAAAUUUUAGUGGCAUCUCCCUAUCAACACAAGAUCGGGCAGCACUUAUGAAUACUCUUACAGAUUCUCAAUUGACAGCCAUAGCGAAUGUGCUUAAUUCAUCGAACAAGGAGAGUUCGAAAGGAAAUCUUACUGGACCGCACUACGAGGACCUUGAUUGGAGUGGGUGAGCAAGAGGAUGGGGUCU